Hemibagrus wyckioides is the source of this 2083-nucleotide messenger RNA. RefSeq names its product STARD3 N-terminal like (gene stard3nl). Bases 325 to 1005 code for a protein of 226 amino acids. NCBI's taxonomy places the organism in Eukaryota, Metazoa, Chordata, Actinopteri, Siluriformes, Bagridae. The record is from RefSeq and is a predicted model, not a curated record. The transcript is spliced from 8 exons.
UGAUUGCGGAACUGUAGUUUGUAGCCUAAACCUGCCUUCAGCCGCUGUAUUAGAAACUAAGAACUGGCGUGAGAUCAGCAGAAAACCGCCUCGGCGAACCGACGGCGUGACGGCGCGGCCCAGCCUAGACUAACAAGAAUAUUUACAUUAUUUUUUUUAUAUCAACCCUGAGCUGUUCACUAGUCAGUUAAGCUGAAUGUUUGGAGUGUGAGCUGGUUGAACAGCCACCCGGUAGUGUAAGCUUGAUCAGACAUGGCUGUUAGAUGCAGCUUUCUUGCCUGAUGAUAGAAAGUGGUGGGUGUGGCCUGGAGUGAGUGACAGGUCAUGGACAGUCUGUGCAACAGCGUGGACUCGAGAGCCACAGCAAGGGGUGUGGGCUCUGUCAACUCCACCCCUUUGUCUGCCCGCAUUGAUUCCUAUGAAGGUGUGGAAAAGAAGUGCAUCUCUGAUCUCCGAAGAACCUUCUGCCUGUUUGUGACCUUUGACCUUCUCUUCAUCACUCUGCUCUGGAUCAUUGAGCUCAAUGUCAGUGGAGGAAUAGAGGAACAGCUAAAAAAGGAGGUGUUACAAUAUGACUACCACAAUUCCUUUUUUGACAUUUUUAUACUGGCUGUGUUCCGUUUUGCCGCCUUGAUCCUGGCGUAUGCAGUUUGUAGACUGCGCCACUGGUGGGCCAUCGCGAUAACAACGGCGAUCACCAGUGGUUUCUUAAUUGCGAAAGUAAUUAUAUCAAAGCUUCUCUCUCAGGGCGCAUUUGGCUACCUGCUUCCCAUCACCUCAUUUAUCCUGGUGUGGCUAGAGACGUGGCUUUUAGACUUCAAAGUGCUGCCACAGGAAGCCAUUGACGAAAACAGGUAUCUAACAAUACAGAGUAUCUCAGAGAGAGCUCCACUCAUGGUGCCCGGGCCUCUCUCAGAUGGACAGUUCUACUCACCACCGGAGUCUGUUGCAGAUUCUGAAGAAGAUCUUGAUGACAAGCAUGACCUUGAGAAACCCAUCGUCUAGCAGGUGUUCCCAGGUGCACAUGUAAUGGAAUGUCCAGUAAGGCAUCAUGUAAAGGCUGUGAGUGUAUCUGGGUUGCUCAGGAGUAAUCAGUACUGUGUCAGCACUAAGGUCUCAGCUCGUGUCCCUACCUUGAGCUGCAUUUUAAUUUCCGUGGUUAAUCUUCCAAGUGAUUUUGACAGCCACUCUGGUCUCACCGUUGUCAGCAUUAUGGUCUUCAGCCUUACUGUCAGAUUCCCAGAGAAGCAUAUUCUCAGUCAGGGGUUCUCAGCUGUAACCUAUUUACAGAGAACAAUUCAUUGAGCAUCAUGUUCAACUACUUUACCAGACAAAAUGGUGUUUCCACAUUGCUUUUUGAUUUGUUCUUGAACAAAUAUCACUCUGUUUAUAAUGAACAGAUGUUCAGUUUUGCUUUUGAGUCAUGCACUUUUAUAGUUUCUUGAUCCACUUUUGUUUAAGGCUCUACAGUAGCAAAUGGCUGCAAGUGUGACUUCCUAAUGAGGGCUGUUGACGCUUCUUGACGCUUUUUGUGUUUAUAUUAUAUUUAGAUCACUCAAAAAUCCGAAAUAUAUAAACGUCCAUUAACUGUGGCUGUGGCUGCAGAACCACAGAUUAUUGGGGUGUUCGGAAUCAUAUUUAUUUACCUCGUACUUCAUACUGUUUUAUUCUAUCACCAUUUUAACAUAUUUGCCGUCAGUCCUUGUAAAUAACAUAGACCUUAAAAUGUUAAAGGUAAUUACAUUUUUUUUACCUGUAACAUGUUAGGGACAGUUUGCUUACCCACAAACUAACAAGCACCAUGAAGGGCUCUCUUGAUUCUGCAUGAUCAUAAACUGUUUACUACAUUUGUGUGGAACGAUCAUUUGUUCACAUGCAUGUUGUCUGGCAGUAGACAUUAGCAAAAAAUCACGCGUGCAUUUGUUCACAAGAAACUUUUUAGUUGGUUGAUUUUUUGAGUUAAUACUUUAGGCAAGAUCUUUUGUAAGUGAGGGAAAUCAUUCUGUGCCAUUCAGGGUUUUUUUUUUUCAUGUUAAAUGUAACAUCAUUUGUUUUAAUUAAAGUUUCUGUUUAUGUCAGACUA